Messenger RNA from Homalodisca vitripennis (glassy-winged sharpshooter), 2411 nucleotides. Its product is annotated as piggyBac transposable element-derived protein 3-like. Gene Ontology annotation, molecular function: sequence-specific DNA binding. Bases 693 to 2057 code for a protein of 454 amino acids. The transcript has a single exon. The record is from RefSeq and is a predicted model, not a curated record. NCBI's taxonomy places the organism in Eukaryota, Metazoa, Arthropoda, Insecta, Hemiptera, Cicadellidae.
AGAUUGAUCAGUGGGUUUUGAGUUCUUUGAAUUCAAGACUAUUGUUUUGCAUGAUAUAAAUUUAUGGUUGAUAUGUAAUAUUUUUGCUCCUUUACAGGUUAAACGUUGAAGAAGUCACUGCCUUAUUCGAUGAAGUCGACUUUCUGGAGGCUGAUGUUUUUAUUCAACCGCCUGAAAACCCUCUAUUGAGUGAUGAGGAUAGCGGUGACGAUGGCGACACCGACUUCACUCACUUCACAGGAAAUCAACUGCGUGGAGCCGCAGAGUUAAAGGCAAAACAGUUCACAAAUGAUGGUAUUGUACAAGUAGAUGUAUGUACAGAACAAGACAUAGUUGAUAACAAUCUAAGCGGCGAGUCUUCAUUACCUAUAACUGUAAUUCCGAAAGCAACUGUGUCUACAUUUAAAUCGGUACAAUCAGACUCUUUACAAAGACAAUACAUACCUACAGAACCAAGCACUUCUCAAUCUUUACAAGUGAACAAUAUAAAUCAAUCACAAUACCUUCCAUCUCAGUCGCUCCCAAGUUUGAAAAGAAAAAUUAAAACAAAACCGAGUUCCCACAAGUCAAAUGCAAGAAAAAAGACAAAAACAGAUAAACAAAGAACAUGGAAUAAUGUUGACAUUCCUAAUAAGCCUGAGAGGGAAUUUGAAAGGCCUUCGUGGCUCGAAAAAGAUUUCACUCCAACAGAAAUGUUUGAAAAACUUUUAACUAAUGAGAUUAUCGAACAUGUUGUUGAGAGUACUAAUAUUUAUGCCUUGCAAAGUGGUAAUGAAUCUUUUAAUGUUUCAAUAGAAGAAAUGCGCAUAUUCAUGGCAAUAUUGUUUCUGAGUGGAUAUUGUAUUGUACCACGGAAGAGGAUGUACUGGGAAUUAUCUCCGGACACUCAUCAUGACACUGUGUCAAAAGCUAUGAGCAGAAACAAGUUUGAAGAGAUUCUUCGAUAUUUUCAUGUCUGUGAUAAUGCAAAUUUAGAUGUCUCAGAUAAAUUUGCCAAAAUACGUCCUUUGUGGAUUAUGUUGAAUGAACGAUGGCUUCAAGCUUACCCUGGCGAUGCAAAUAUAAGCAUCGACGAAUCAAUGGUUCCAUACUUUGGACGACAUGGUGCUAAACAGCAUAUACACGGGAAACCUAUACGGUUUGGGUACAAAGUUUGGUGUGUAUGUACCCGCCUGGGGUAUUUGAUUCAGGCUGAACCAUACCAAGGUAAGAAAACAGGUAACACCAUCCCUGAAAUUGGAGUGGGUGGUUCAGUUGUAAUAGAUAUCCUUAGUGAGCUGCCUCAAAACAAGACAUACAGUAUUUAUAUGGAUAACUUUUUUACCUCUUUAAAACUACUAGAUUAUUUGUCAGAAAAGGGGCACGAUGCUACAGGCACAAUAAAGGCUAACCGAGUUGAAAAUGCCCCACUCAAGGAAGCAACUGUUUUGAAAAAGGAAUCACGAGGUUCAUACGAUCAACUUACUGAACAAAAAACAGGUAUCACCUUGGUAAGGUAUAAUGACAACAAUGUUGUAACUGUUGCUUCAACAAGAUGUGGCGUACAGCCCAUGGGUAAGGCCAAGAGAUGGUGUCGUGUGGCAAAGCGUCAAGUUGAUGUUCAACAGCCUGCCUGUAUCAUAAAUUACAACACUUACAUGGGUGGGGUUGAUCAACUUGACCAGAAUAUAUCAACCUAUAGAAUUGGCAUUAGAAAUCGGAAAUGGUAUUGGGCACUUCUAGCGUACCUUUUAAAUGCUACAAUGAAUAAUGCUUGGCAAUUAUACAGGCUCACCCCAAAAGGAAGAGAAGAUCCCAAAGACCUACUGUCCUUUAUAAGACAUAUUGUGCAGACAUACUUCCAGAAAUAUACCCCACAACGUCAGAGAGCUUCCCGUGUGUCUGUCACUGGAAAAGAACGGGUUGAAGAAAGUGUGCGGCUUUCCAACAGUCUUCAUGUCCUGGAAACUAACCCGACACAAAUACGAUGUGGCCUCUGUAGAAAGAACACAUGGAAAAAGUGUAAACAGUGUCUUGUUGGAUGUCAUAUAAAAUGCUUUGAAAACUUUCACUCCUGAACUUGACAACAUGUAUGUAAAUAGUCCUGCCAUUUGUAACAUUUUUUAAUUUUUCUUAAUCCUUAAUGGUUUUUAUAUAUUUUGUAAUAAAAUAAACAGAAUAUAUGAUACAAUUGUAGUGGUUAUUUACCUAACCUAAACCACUAACUCUGUAUUUUUUAACAAUUGCUUAAUAACUUUGACCCUACCCAUGUAUGCCCAGUGCCCACAUUUGUUGGCACCUCAUAAUAUAGCAUUUAAGUAUAUACUGAGCCUAAUACACAUAUAUUUGGUGUUUAUAGGACUAAUUUGUUACAAUAUUAAAGAAAAAUCUAAAUCUGAGAAAAAAAAGUUCCUGGGCACUAAUGGGUUAAU